This is a messenger RNA of Cuscuta europaea, 2223 nucleotides long. The record is from the annotation of a GenBank genome assembly. NCBI's taxonomy places the organism in Eukaryota, Viridiplantae, Streptophyta, Magnoliopsida, Solanales, Convolvulaceae.
AUUUGGAAGUGUCAGACCACUUGCCCAAAAAAGAUCAUUCAACCGUAACGGUGGAACUUAGUUAACUCCGCCAAUCCAACUGAUAUCUCGAAGCUGAACGCCAUUACAGGCUAAGGCGAGCUCUAUAUACAAAGUAGCUCCUCCCUUCAUCCUAGCUUCUCCAACUAAUCCCUCUGUCUAUACUCAAAAUGCAAUACGCGAUAUCUCUCUCCGCUGCGGCUGCGCCAGUGCAAAGAUCGGACUGCGCCGCCGGAAUUCAUGGCUAUCUAGUGCCCCGAUCAGUGCAAUUUUGCGGCCUCAAGAGGGAAGCGUUCGGAGAAAAAUCGUUGAAAUCUUCAAUGUAUUCUACUCGAUUGGAUUCUUCUUUCUCGAAACGUCCACAUUUUGAAAAGCUGUCCGCCUCGUUGGGAAAUGGCGCGCCUUCUAGUGGAUUUGAUUAUGAUUUGUUGAUUAUUGGCGCUGGUGUUGGCGGCCAUGGUGCUGCUCUUCAUGCUGUUGAGAAGGGCUUAAAAACUGCAAUUGUUGAAGGCGAUGUAGUUGGAGGAACAUGCGUGAAUAGGGGUUGUGUUCCUUCUAAAGCACUACUAGCUGCAAGUGGCCGUAUGCGAGAGCUUCAAAAUGAAAACCACAUGAAGUCUUUUGGCUUACAGGUUACCGCUGCUGGAUAUGAUAGACAAGCAGUUGCUGAUCAUGCAAAUAACUUGGCAUCAAAUAUUAGAAACAACUUGACUAAUUCUUUAAAAAAUCUUGGUGUUGAUAUAUUGUCAGGAGCUGGUAUGAUUUUGGGCCCUCAAAAGGUGAAAAUUGGGUCUGGGGAUACUGUGGUAACAGCAAAAGAUAUUAUUAUAGCUACAGGGUCUAUCCCGUUUGUACCAAAAGGAAUAGAAGUUGAUGGUAAGACUGUAAUAACAAGUGAUCAUGCACUCAAAUUGGAAUUUGUUCCUGAGUGGAUUGCUAUUAUUGGAAGUGGCUAUAUUGGACUUGAAUUUAGUGAUGUGUACACAGCACUUGGAAGUGAGGUCACAUUCAUUGAAGCUCUAGAUCAGCUGAUGCCUGGGUUUGAUCCUGAAAUCAGCAAGUUGGCACAACGAAUUCUUAUCAAUCCUCGGAAGAUUGAUUAUCAUACCGGUGUAUUUGCCAGCAAGAUUACACCUGCAAAGGAUGGAAAACCAGUGUCCAUUGAACUUAUUGAUGCAAAGACGAAGGAACCAAAGGAUACAAUAGAGGUAGAUGCAGCUCUUAUUGCAACUGGAAGGGCUCCUUUUACACAAGGACUUGGUUUGGAAAAUAUCAAUGUUCAAUCAGUGCGUGGAUUUGUUCCAGUUGAUGAGCGCAUGCGAGUCCUUGACGCAGAUGGGCAAUUGGUUCCUCACUUGUAUUGCAUUGGUGAUGCAAAUGGAAAGAUGAUGCUUGCCCAUGCCGCAAGCGCACAAGGAAUCUCUGUUGUUGAGCAAGUUAGUGGAAAGGACUAUGUGCUGAACCAUUUAAGCAUUCCAGCAGCCUGCUUUACCCAUCCUGAAAUCAGUAUGGUUGGUCUAACAGAGCCUCAAGCAAGGGAAAAGGCCGUGAAGGAAGGUUUUGAAAUCAGUAUCGCAAAGACCAACUUCAAGGCUAACACAAAAGCCCUAGCUGAGAAUGAAGGGGAUGGACUCGCCAAGUUGAUAUACAGACCCGACAAUGGGGAGAUCCUCGGAGUUCAUAUCAUUGGAUUGCAUGCUGCAGACCUUAUUCAUGAAGCAUCCAAUGCCAUAGCUAUGGGGACCCGCAUACAGGAUAUAAAGUAUGCAGUUCACGCACAUCCAACAUUGUCCGAGGUGCUUGAUGAACUCUUCAAAAACGCCAAGGUCAAAGUUGAAAAUUCUAGCCCAGUUAAUGAGCCAGUUGCUGUUUAAAGUGCCUUGGCUAAAUGUAGCCACUACAAAAUGAUAUAGACGGGUCACUUGUUUCUGUAUCACCUAUAAAGAAUGUUGGUUGUUUUCUAAUUGUGUUUUAUAUUUAUUGGAGGCUUAGUCUAGAGAAUUUGUACUGGCUUUUAUUGCCAAAUAGGAAAUGAACAGUUUUUCCCCCUGUAGUCCCUCGAAUUGAGUAUUUUUUGAGAGUUUAAUGGUAAUAAUCUUAUUGGACUUGGGAAUGAGUGAAAAUAUAUAAAUCUGAUGUGUGAAGAGAACAUUUUGACAAAGAGGUCGCAUUAUAUGAUUACAAGUCUUAUAAAGGAGCUUUUUG